This is a messenger RNA of Porites lobata, 20380 nucleotides long. Lineage: Eukaryota; Metazoa; Cnidaria; Anthozoa; Scleractinia; Poritidae. The record is from the annotation of a GenBank genome assembly.
AGGGAACUGUUACGGUUCAGAUCAUUUUUAGCUCAAAUAAUGCGACAAGGCAUGCAACUAACAAUGUUGUUAAUCACGCAGUGGGUUUUCCUCCUCUGUUCAUUCGCAGUGCAGUCUUCCUCGGCCAAUCUUGCUGCAGACCAUUCGUUUUUUGCUCCUCUUGACGAAAACCAAAAUGUCAAGCUGUACUGGAAUGUGAGCAUUGCAAGAAAGGAAAUUAUCUUCACUGUUGAGGCGAAGGCGACAGGAUGGGUAGGAUUUGGCAUCUCCAGCGGUCAAGGCAAAAUGCAAGGAGCAGAUAUUGUUAUAGGAUGGGUGAAAGACGGACAGACAUACUUCAAGGCAAGUAAAACUGUCUCAGUCCAAGUCAUGUAGAAUGAUUCGGCUACUUAUAGGUAGGCACACAUCGAGUUUACAGAGAUAUUUUACGCAACAGUAAUCAUUUGAAUGCUUAUCAGUCCUAGCAACGGAAAUUGUUUGCCAAUCGAAUCACUUUGCAUGGAUUGUUCAGCAAAAAAAGAGCGUUCUCUAUCACUGGCAUACAGUUCAAUAUAGCCAUAAAACAGUGUUCAGUAUAAUCAACUCUACCCCUUAGCUUAAUAAGAAUUUAUUCUUCCCCUUUGUACUCAUGUUAGGCGGAAGUGUUGUACUAAAAACUCACUAACCCACUAAAAAAUAGCUUGUAACUUUAUUCUCUUAAGCCCCAAAUAUAACAUUUGAGUUUGGUUCUGCUGUGAUCACAAACCUUCACUGUAACGGAUUCAUUAAAGUUUAACCCAUGAAACAAAUGCAAAGCUGAGUCAUCGCUAAUUUAAUUCGAAAGAAAACAAAAGAGUUAGUCGCCUGGUGACUUUAUGGUGUCUAAUUUCCAUUUAAUAAUAAUAAUAAUAAUAAUAAUAAUAAUGAUUUGGAGGUUCAUUAAUUGAGAAUAAAGACACUCUUUGAUCUGCUAAUUUCUAAUAACUAUUUAGUUUAGCCCGUGACUACUAUAGCGUUGUAUAAAUACACAUCAACAAGUAUUUCAUUCAUAAUACAUACAAUAUAAUUAUGAAGACUGUAGCAGUGAAAUAAAGCGAGCAUGACUGACUUACAGCCACCGCCGCACAGCUAGGAAUAGAAUUGAUCAUGUUUUUUAAUACAUAUUCGUUCUUGGAGCGGUUUAUGAAAGCUCCAUUUUAGGGCCAUCCUCGGAGACCCAGGGGCAGUCAGUCGGGUCGGGAAAAAAGGCGGGACGAAAGUUUUCAAGUAAGUGCGGAAGAGCCCCUGGGUACCGACUCUCACCGGACCAUUUCCAAAAAUUCAAGCGGAUGCCGGCUUCUGAUUGGGCACAAAAAAUGCUUUGUAUUAUUGUGCCCAAUCGGCGAACACUUCUCAAUGAGUUCUUUUCGUGUGUUCGUACAUGACGGCUAUUGUCUCGAUCACGGCUUGUCUAGCUUAUGCACUAAAGAAAUGCACGCAGUUAGGAAACUUUCAGUUUGAUAUAAAAUCCCCAUCUGAUCCAACUCGCUUACUUUGUCAAAUGCAAGCGAACUCUUCUGAACCAUAUCAAAGUUCAUGAACCGAAUGAAUUUGGUUAUUGCUUGUUUACUCCUUCGCAAAACGUGAAGUUAGGCAUUUUCACGGGUAGUCGUGCAGCUGACGGCAAAGAAGUGUACAAAAAAGCGUGAUGCACGUGCAAAGCUGUUGUUUUGCCUUGUCAAGCUAUUACUUAUUUGAAUUUCUUAUCGCCGCCGCAUCUUAAUUGUGAUCCGUCAAAAGCAGAAUAUUCUCGGGGCAAAUUCAAUUGCUCUUGCUGAUAGUAACCCAAACGUUUUUUCAACUCAUCGGUAAUUCCUUUGUUUCUGGUUAGGAACUAGAAAAUAAAAGUUUCCCUUGUACGCACAAGCUUGGUGAGCGAACCAGGCAAGUGUGGCGAGACAAUAGCCGACGUGUACGAAAUCACGAAAAGAACUCAGGAGCAACUGUUCGCCGAUUGGGCACAAUAAUACAAAGCAUUUUUUGUGCCCAAUCAGGAGCCGGUAUCAGCUUGAGUUUUUCGAAAUAGUUCGGUGAGAGUCGGUACCCAGGGGCUAUUUCGCCCGUAAUGAAAACUUUCGUGCCGCCUUUUCUCCCGACCCGAAUGACUGCCCCUGGGUCUCCGAGGAUGUUUUAGGGCAUAUCGAGCAUCAUAAAUGUACGUGAUCGGCGUACGUAAAAAGUUUUAAAAAAUGCUUGGUAGGUGAAUAUUUAAUAUAUACACACUCAGUGUUCUUUGUAUUUUAAGCAAUCUGAUUGGCUCGCCAUCUCGGACUAUUAAACAAUUAUUUAAUAGGCUCAGUAUGAUGCGAAGAAUUAUUACAGCCUCCGAGAUCUGCAAAAUUCGUCAGAUCAUGCGAAAGCCGAAUAGGACAAUUGCACGAUGACGAUAUUUGACUACAACUACCAGAAUUCAUUUCGGUUUUGCUUUGUUGUUUAAAUUUGUCAAUCCCGCCGAGGACUAAAAAAAACAAUAGCCUUAAUUUGCCCAAGAAAACAAGAAACUCAAUGAUUCUGGUAGUUGUCGUAAAAUGACGUCAUCGUGCAAUUGUCCUAUUCAUUAAUUGUUUUAUUAUUCAUUCAGUUCUGAACAAGUUUACUUCCUCGUCGACCUUUUUGUAAAAUUUUGGCCUAUUUCUCGGCACGGUUUCAGAUAUAAACAGAUGUUUUUUUCUUGCAGAUACUCCUGAAAAACGUAGAUAACAUCGAUCGAGCAAUAUGUUUUGAGAAUUCUUUCAUUUCUUCAGUUGGAGACGAAGUUGAUCAAUGGUCUAUUGCCUAUGCAGCCUCUUUCCAAUCAAAUAUAACAUCGGUCAACCUCGUUUCAAUCAGUAUACCAUUGACUACAAUGGUAUAUUGCUCGCGUCUUCCAAAUUUGGUCAGCACCAGUUGGUCAUGAAGAAUUAGCCAGGAGAUUGCAAGCUAAUCAGAAACGGCGAAAUGUUUUGAAUCAUAAUUAGCAUGCAAUUAUUGAAUGAGGCUGAGUAGCAGGUGAAGAAUUAUGUGGAUCUUAGAGGAUGAUAUCCACCUCGGCCGAACACAUUAUCAUACGAAAGCCAAAUUUAGUGAUUGUUUUAUUAUUCCUUCAAAAUAUUUCUAAGUUCUUAACAACCUUACCUCCUCGUAGACUUUGGCCUAUUUUUCGGCACUGUUUAUAUAAGGAUAUAGACACAUGUUUUUUCUUGCAGAUAAUUCUCAAAAAGUGGAUAACAUCCAUCGAGCAAUAAUAUGCCUUGCGUAUUCUUGCUUUCCUUCCAUUCAGUUUUAAACAGAAAUCCAGCUAUUUCGUCUUCGGAUAGCAGCACGCGUGAAAGCUUGUUUUUUUGUUAGUUCACUCGUGAAUAAACAGCUGGGCCGCCGCGCUGGAAACGAGGUUGAUCGACGAUGGUCUAUUGCCUAUGCAACCUAGUUUCCAAAUGAAUAUACCAUCGAUCAGCCUCGUUUUCAAAUCAAUAUACCAUCGAUCAUCCUCGUUUCCAAGUCAAUAUACCAUCGAAUCGAUGUUGUUCCUACCUUCCAAAUUUGAUCAACGCUAGUUGGUUAUGAAGAAUUAGCCGGGGGCUUUGAGCCAGUCAGAAACAGUAAAUACGUAUACUUUGAAUAAAUAAUAAUUAAAACUCUCAUUCAGGAGGCACUUGUGAUAAACAUUUUCAAGUGCAUUACACCCCUAGAUUACAAAACCUUUACGUGUAAACAAGAGAUUUACUUGUAACCGAUCCGUUCCUUCCCCCUUGAUGCGUAAAAACAACCUCGUUCCCAGGGCUUUUCAACUUUUAGCCUGUUGAUUUAUGACUCAAACGCGAAAUUUAGCAGCGUUCACUGGACUAUUACGGCUGGAAAUUGAAUUCAAUUUUCCACUUUCAUGGUUAAUGAAAAAUGUGUUUGAAGUUGUCAGUCAAGCGUGAGAAAAUGUCUUAUAUGCGUUUGAUCGAUGGUUUCGAUCCGUUGGUGUGUGACUCGCGCAUGAAGGCGGCAUGUGAGUUGGCAGGUAUCGGAAUGACCUAUGUACUCGUACAACCUAGUACAAACCUACAUGAAUCUGAAAACGCUUUUGUUGCACCCUACAGGAUCGACAUGCAGAUGGUCGCGUGAUGCCAAAAAUCGAUUCGCAACAGGAUUGCGAGUUGAUAUCUCUUGAGGAAGACAAUGGAAAAACCACAAUGACAUUUAAAAGAAAACUGGACACAUGCGAUCCUCAAGACAAUAAAAUCGAGGUAGGCACGUACGUACUAGACAUUUGUCAAAGUCUUAAAAAUUAAUGUUAAAAUUUAAUUGUAUAAACCAAAUUACAAUAAAGAAAUUUAAAAGCUGACGGGUGCGUUGCCCUGAAUCUUUACAGGGGGGGGCAUAUUGGCUUUAUCACAUGUUUCUUAUUUAAGACAUUUAACCCUUUUCGGACUGCUAAGGUCGUAAAACUACCCAUAUGGAACGAUUUAAAUACAUUCCUCCCUGGACCCAUUUAGCUUUCAGUUAAGUUAAUAAAUUGGUAAGCAACAAUGUCAGCAAAGAUAUAUCUUUCCAGCGAUACCUCGUUUUGGAUAUUCUGAACAAUCCUGACAGAGUUACACUCACAAAAAAGGUAACAUUUUGGGGAAAAAUACACUGCCAAUUUCGCUGCUUACAUACUACUCUUUGAAAGUUAAGUUUGCCCUUUUCCUAACAAGUUAGCCAGCCACAAUUCCUUGCAAAAGAAAGACGAUAAAGUGCGCAACAAAACCACCAAUAAAGAAGGAAAGAAAGAAAAAAAGAGAGCGAGAGAGAAAGAUCGCAAUAGAUUCGCAAAAAAGGUACAAAUUUUGGCUUUUGCGCAUUCGUGAAAAACAAGUACGUCAGGUUAGUCGGAAAAUAUGCUUUUUUCUUGCAAAACUCGUUUUUAUCCAUUCUUAUGCUAAUUAGCCGAAAACCAGUCCAAAGAAGAGGAAUUGAUGAAAAAUAAGGUUUUUUCGCUACUCGCCAACCGUCACCAAAGGGUUAAAGAAACUAAAUAUAAACUUUUGCCGGCUUCACUCUCACACAGACGCAAACUUUUUCCCAGGGCCUCCCUUGAGGGGAUGUGGAGAGGAGAGACCCUUGAAAAAAUGUUGCCUCAAAGGCAAUAACAUAGUGUCUUUUGAAACAAACUUCUCUAAUCAUUUGUCUUAAAGAUGGCCCAAAUUAGGGAUUUAGAUUAUUAGAAAGCAGGCGAUGCGAAUUUUGAACGUGGGCGUCUCUAUACCUAGUGUUUUACUUCCUCAACAAGUUUCGUACAUCAACAGUGGCUCCUUCCCGUUAGCCACCAAACCUGAUAAAGUGACAGUGACACUGCUGUUUACUAAGUGAUUUGAAUGGUGGCUGAGACUUUGACAACACUUUCAAUUUUCAGGCAGGGACAACGAAAGUGAUCUAUGCUUACCACCCAGAAGAUCCAGCCUCAGAAAAUUCCAUUCUACAACACAGCCUUGGAAACCGUGGGCAAAGGAGUGUGUAUCUACUAAACAACGCCAACAAAGAACCAACUCUGCCACCUGAUACUAAAACCUUUGAUAUAAGGCACAAUAUGGUAAUACUUUGUGUCGUUUUAGUUUUAUUCAGAAUAGCGCGGUAAACUUUUCAUAAAGAAAGCGUGAAAAAAUUGAAGAUAAGAAUAUGCUGUUUAACGAAGUUUAAAUAUUAACUAAAGGUGGCUCCAACCAGGCUCCUGCUCCGACACAGUUUCUCUGAGAUAGAGUUGCAGGCUCUACGAAAUUUCCCUGACGCAAUUCUUUUCGGGCUCACAAAAGUCUGGCGUGAUCUAAAGAAUAAUAAAAAUUAGAAGUUUUCGCAUCUAGAAAUGCUUAAUUCCUGUACUGUUAACCCCUUUGCCAUAAGAAUAUUUGCAUUCAAGGAGCUUUUCAAGAAAAAAAUGUGAGGACAAGCUAAUAUAAAUGCCCAGAAGUUGUCAGUAGAAAUCUAUUCUGUUUUCGUCGCUUUUGUCAUAUCGCACAAGUGAUCUCAGCGCGCAAACAUGGCUUAUCUGAGUUUGAAAGAUGUACAUUUGUCUGAUAAUUAUUAUUAUUAAUUUUUUUGUCUUUUAGACUGUCAUCCCUAAAGAUGGAACUAGCUACAUUUGUAAAGUUUUUGAAAUCCCUAAACUCAAUGAAACCCAUCAUAUCGUAAAGGUGAGAUUCUACACAAAAGGAAGGAGCAUAAUAAUAAUCAUAAUAAUAAUAAUAAUAAUUUAAUAAUAAUAAUAAUAAUAAUGAUAAUGAUGAUGAUGAUGAUGAUGAUGAUGAUGAUAACGGUUUAUUACAAAUCACAAGCUAGGACCUUACUGUGAAUUAUUGUUUUUAAAAAAAUAAGGUAAAGGUAUUGAUAUUCGACCACAAACUGCAAAAUAAAUAAUCCGUUGACUUACUUUGAUUUGUAAACUUAGAUUGAACCUGUCAUUCAAGCGGGCCACGAGGGUGUGGUUCACCACAUAUUGGUGUACGAGUGCAGUGAUGAUUUUCCAAAGCACCUACUGAACUAUACUGGUAGAUGUUAUGCUUCCAACAUGCCUCCUCAAAUUAGAGAAUGUGCUGGGCUCUUAACCAUUGCUGGCUGGGCUAUAGGUGGUAAAGUAAGUAGCUAUAUAAUGAUGUUGAUAAGUAGAGAUGAAUGGCAAACUGAUCGAUACUGAAGUCAGAGAAAGGUGUAAUAACUAUUUAAAUGAUCCGUAGCUUCUUUGAAAUGUGCAUCUCUAAUAGAAGCUAGAUUUUGUUGGAAACUAACAAUGUUGGCAGGUCAUCUUUUAAGUGUGCCUACCAAGUCAUCAUUCAUACGAGAGUACUGCAUUCAAAUGACAGAGAAAUUCUUGUUUACCAUUAUUUUUAAAGUAGCAGGAGACUUGCAUUUUCUACUCAGCUGCUUUGAACUACUCAUUUAGCCCAUGGGAAUAUACCUUUUCUUACAAAAGCUUUCCUAUGAAGUGGUGGUGUAAUCUAGAUUACAGCAUUUCAUUCAAUAUGUGAUAAAAUUAAUGGUACCAUAAUUAGAAAACGAGAUAUCUUAACAAUCUUAAAUAACACGGUUUAAGUUAAACAGGAAUAGUUUCAUAAAAUGGGUAAUAUACAAUGUAGAAGAAUAAAAACAGUGAGCAGAUAGAGAUUGCACCUCAAAAAGCCAAAGGGUAAAAGCUUCAGAGCUGUUAAAAAUAUUGAUUCCAUACUAGUAUUCUAUUUUUUAAAGGAAUUCUAUUACCCGGAACACGUUGGAUUCGCCAUUGGAAAAGCAGAUAGCCCAAAGGUUGUUUUUCUCGAAGUCCACUAUGACAAUCCUCAGCAUAAGGAAGGUACUGAAAACUUAGCACAUAUAACACAUCUCUGGGGAAAACCUUUUCGAGUGCCAAUUUGAUAUAUACUGACUCUAUUUGUCCAAAAUAGCUUGACAUAAAACUUUUCUAAGGGUUUGCAUAACAUAGUCUUAAGUUUUAUACACAAACUGACAAGAUACUCAAAGUAUCAUAUUACCAUGCAGCGGUAAGUUUUUGCUCUUGACAGGCGAUGUGGUCUGUCAUCUUUCUUGUGAUUUUGCUGAUCAUAUUCGCUUACUAUUUCAUAACCUAUUAAUUAACUCAUCGUCAAUUUGACUAAUGGCAGCAAUUAUGUUUGGCCCCAAGAUGAUAAAUUUUCGUCUACCCAAGUUGCAAAUGGCAGGGUCUGAAAUUUUUGAAGCAUUAUUUGGUAAUGUAGAACUCAUUUGGAGGGGUAAGGAGAGGUCAGUUCGGGGAACUUGGGGGGAGGGGGGGGGAGUUGAACUUUUUUUUAUAUUACAGUGUCACCUAAUAUAACUUGAAACGGCUAGGGCUGGAAUUUAAUUUAAACAAACAAACAAACCCCAAAAAAGGAAAACAAAACAAAAGCAAAAAACAUAAUUAAGGAACUGGUUCAAAACCAAGGAUGGAAAGGGCAGCGAAAACAUUGCUAAUUGUGAAUUCUUCUUCUGAUUUACUCUGAAAACUUGGUGGGUAAUCGACGCAUUUGGCAUUUAAAGAUGUUCACUUUUUCCCAAAGGCCUUCAGUCUGAUAAAUUUUGUUUUUCUUAAGGAAUGAUUGAUAGUUCUGGGUUGCGGUUUCACUACACUAAACAGUUAAGAAAAUACGAGUCAGGAAUACUGAUGGUUGGAGCGAACGUAAACCCGGCUAUGGUGAUUCCUCCGAGGGAGAAAGACUGGGAAAUAAACGGCUUCUGUAGCCCAGAUUGCACCCAAAAGGUACCGCCAUCUACCGAUACUUGCUUUUCAAUUCAGUAAGGACCUCGCUUGUCCUACAAAUUUAUAACUAAAAAAUUGCAUUGGCUUUAUUGACCAGGGCCCAGUUGUUCGAAGGCCGAUUAGCGCUUAACCCGGGGUUAAAUUUUACCCGGGUUUCUCUUUCUUGUGUUCAAAAGCAUUUUCUCGGAUAAUUUUCUCUGUCUGGAUUUCAUACAAGGUGCCUGUACUGAGUCUCUAAAUGCCCAACUUCAAGGAGCCAUUACUCACCCUCCCCACCCAUGAAGAUUAUGACUAGUCAAUCACUUCCCCCAAGCUCUGCUACUAGUGUUAUGAUUAUGAGUCACCGCAUUGAUUUGGCUGGCCUAGGCCACAGGAAAAAUUCUCUGACUUUGCACUGCUUUCCUACAUAAAACUCUAACCAAAGUGACAAAAUCUCCCCUCCCCACCCCCCUGGUUUUCACUCAAAACAAGGAAGCCACCCACCCACGGAUAGGUCUGGGCCUGGGCUCUCCGCUGACACCUAGCAAGACGGCAAGCCCCCUGAUCGAUCGAUGGAUCGAUCUAUCUAUCUAUCUAUCUAUCUAUCUAUCUAUCUAUCUAUCUAUCUAUCUAUCUAUCGAUGGAUCGAUCUAUCUAUCUAUCUAUCUAUCUAUCUAUCUAUCUAUCUAUCUAUCUAUCUAUCUAUCUAUCUAUCUAUCUAUCUAUCUAUCUAUCUAUCUAUCUAUCUAUCUAUAUUUACAGACAUAAAAGUACUCUUUAGGUAUUUAUUCUGGCAAUUAGGCCUUAAAAAAACUUGGGGUCAAUUCAGUUAAACUUUUACCGUGUGAUUGAAAAGUACAGCUGUUUCUCUGAGAUGCUCUAAAACAGAUAGUUGCUCUUGCAUCUUACACUCGUAAAAACGGUAUUUAAUUGAGCCCAGCCACUAUUCACCUAGAUUUCAAAGAAUAAUUGUUAAAUAUAUUAGAACUGUUGAUGAAAGUAAUUUAAGCGUUUACUGACAAUGAGUGAAGGUUUCCCUAAUUUCCAAGGCCCAUGUAAAAUGUAUGUAUACAAUUUUUAAGGGACUGAAAGAAACCUCGUUACCUGAAGGGGGAAUCAAUGUCUUUUCGGCGCUGCUACAUACACAUCUAGCUGGUGAGUUUUAAAAGAGAUAAGAUAGACUGCAACUUUAUAAAAGACGAAUAAAGAUACCAUUUUUAUCUCUAAAAACUUGAAGAAUACAAUGAGUACGUCAUAAAGUGAGGCCAGAAAUGCUUAGAUCAGACAAAACGGGAGGGAGGGAAACUCUAUGUGAGUUCUAAAAGUAGGGAUAAAAUUUCAUGGUCAUUGGUCCACAGGUGGCCCUAGCCCUCGAGGCUUAAUUGUCAAAUUAAUUGACUGAAGGAAAUAAAGACAGCAAAAUUUCUUACCUUGAUUUCGUUGUCAGUUUAUUGUGUGGUCCUGGCAUUUGAGGCCUUCCACAGCGAUUCCAACGAAAGAUUUUUUUUUCUGUCGUUUUUCUUUUCCCUCAGCCUUAACCCUAUUCAGACCGGCGGGGAGGGGCUUUUGAGCCCACCCCGCUAAAAAGUUGAAUAGCUUCAAAACCGUCCAAGCUAGGGCCACCAAACUUAGCGAAUUUUCCUAAAAUUUAUCUGAGAGCAUUUUAAAGUCAUCAAGACGUGUACGUCAGCAUUAACGUUACCAUGGCAACCGAGUUUUGACAACCAUACUUUUCAAAAUUUUCCCAUUUUCUCUAAAAAACUGGGUUUUAUUUCUAUUUUUACUGACUGAGUUAUUAAAUUACACUUAAUUCAGCAUCAUUUUAUCAAAGUUAUUGUAACUUUUAAUGAAAUCGAGGCUUUUUAGUGACAAGUUUGAGAAAAAAGCAUCAGUCUAAUGUGACCAGAUAGCAGAUGCUGAGUUAAAUUUUCAACAGUAUUUUAAAUUUUUAAUUUAAAUUUUCUCGGAAUUUCGUAUUUUGUUGUUUUUUUAUUUGUUUUUUUUUUAUUAUUAUUAUGUUUGCUUUCUAAGCAUCUUUUCAUAAUCAGAUUAUUAAGUUUUCUGUUAAAAAUAACACCAUUUAUACGAGUUUCAAGUAAAAUGGGAUACAUUUAAAUAAUUCAAAAUGGCGGAUCCAACAUAAUGAAUGCUUCCGGUUCCUUUUUUGUUAAUUAAUGACGUCAUCAUGACAUCACUGCUAUUUUUAAAGAUCAUUUAUGUGUUUGCCAACUUCCUUAAUUUUAUCAGAGACCUUACUAUUAAAGUAUUCGCUUUAUGUCUACCCUGAGGGAAAUUUUGAUUUUGCCAAUAAAUUCAACAAUAUGACAUUAUAAUGACGUCAGAUUACGUCAUUAUGUCGAUCAAGUUAUGCCCAGAAGUUGGAAAUGAUGAGUAUAUUAUAGUGUGUAAUUUGUAAUUUUGGCGGCCGUAGGAUGAGCGGUUUUGAAGUUUUGGUUAUACUGUCUCUGUAAAUGGUCCAGACUUUCUAGUGUCGCGUGUGCAGUGUUUGGCCAAUCCUGACAGUGGCAAAUUCUAACCACAAAUGUUACCCCAUUAAAUCGGGUCGAAGAACAAACAUUUUAUUCCAAAUCGGGUCGAAAACAAAACAUUUUUACUCAACACUCGGUCGCUCGGAUUAACAUCACAUCGUCAUUACAUCUUGUCAGGAGCCGAAGUAAUCGGCUCCUGAUCUUGUUGCAUCAUCCUUCGAUUCCAGACUCCGGCCCAGUCCCUCUCACUCGUUCUCAGUCCUCUAGACAAACUAUCAAAUGCUUGCGUGAAUCAAGGAAUGGCUCCGGUCUGAUAUCUAGCUUUUACCUUCAUUUUUCUCAUUUUGUUUCGCACUCCCUUUAUUCAAUUAUCCCCUCAUCAUGUUCCAUAACGCAAAAAAGCAGCCACGGUACCCCAACGAAGAAGGUUCAGCGUGGUUUUUGUACCACUGCGUAUUAGCUUACGAUCGAGGAUACUUCUUCGAAUAUAUGUGCCUUAACUCCCUUUUUCGAUCUUGAAUACAUAGGUUUAUGCAUGUUUCAAAACGGCCCUUCAUGUUAGACUUUGUUACUUUUUUUUUCUUUUUUAAAUUCACUAAAAAAUAAUACAGUUAGCCAAAUCAAGUCAUAAAUUUGCGAUCUCAAGUCCCGACAUGAAUUGCUGAAUCGCUGAAUACAUUGUUUUCUUCUUGGUGAUAAAUGCUUUUAUUAUUUUUAAGGGCGUAAAGCUUUUCUUCGACACGUUAGAGGCGGCGUCGAACUUCCUGAAAUUAUAAGAGAUGACAAUUACGACUUUAACUUCCAGGUGAGUUUAUCAAGGAAACUAGGGUUAUUAAGCCUAAGUAAUACUAAGCCUACGAGAUGAACAGAAACAGCCUGCGGCCAAAAAAAAACCUGUUUUAGAUUUGGAAUGUACGCGACAGACCGUGUGUGGUUUACAAGAUAAAAGAGAAAGUACUGGGGUUGAGGUGUCAUUUUAGUUUACUCACUGACAUCAUGUCCACAUCCAGUGCUACUAUUAAUACAGUGUUUUAUCAUGUCAUUAACUACGAAGUGUCAUUUCUUUCGACAGGAAUAUCAAGUUUUGAGUAAGGAGGUUCACAUCGCUCCGGUAAGAAACUUAUGGUGUCUGUGGUUCUCGUAAGGGUUUUGUAGCGGAGCUCUCGCGCGCGAAGUGCGCGCAGCGUAGCACCAUGGGUAAGGAAAUAUGGUAAUCUACCCAUCCGAGAAAAUUUGGUAAUCACGUGACCGUACGCCUGACCGUCCGUCCGCACCACAGGCAUACCAGUGUUAAAUAACUCAAUCAACAGGUAUGGCGACCCAAAUGCAACUCGAGGUUAUUUUGGCGGGAAAUUGCAUAGCCACCAGCGUCGUGUAAAACAGAGGCAGCUAAAGAGUCAAUAAAUCAAUAAAGACGAAACCGGAAAGCGGAAAUUGUUUCUGUAUUCGUGUUUUCCAAAGUAUGAAGCUUAGAUUAAUUGUCAUGUCCACAAAUUUGGGAUAUAUAGCAUGAGAAAGACAGAGAAAAAGAGAAAAAGUGGCAGGGCAGCGAAACUCGACGGAAAAAGGGUGACAGAGAUCUAGAGCGAGAGAUAAAAAACAAAGGAGACAUCUUUUUGUUGGAAGAACAACAUGAAAAUUUUGUAGCGGCGGCGACAAAAUGAGAAAUACUAGCGGCCACCAAUGCAAGGAGUUAAUGAGCGGCAGUGUAAAAAAGUGAACGAGAACACGUACUACAUUUCCUCCAUAAAAAAGGUUUCUGGAAGCUUCUCGUUGUAGUCGUGCAAAACAAGGGCAAAGAAAUGUACAAAAAAGUAUUUUGCACGUGCAAAGUUGCUUUUUUUGCUAAUUAGACCUCUUGUUGCUUUUUCGACGUUCUCCGGAGUUGCCUUCGCCGCUUAGCAUUAAUUGCACAAGGUACCGUAUAUAACAAAGCUAUGAGUACAGUUCGCAUGUGUGUAGAGUGGCUUCAUUUUCGGGAAAAUUGUGAAUUAUAUUAGAGUUCUCUAGUUUAAAGAAAACUUUAAAAAAAUAUUUGGUGAAUUUGGCAAAAUAAUAUUUUGACAAUAUUGUGGGUGCCGUUCACCGUUGUUUACCUGUGUGUGUGCAGCAACUCUACUUUAGAGUAUUCUGCUCUGGAACCCACCACUUUUCACGAUUAUUUUGCUUGAAGGUGUCUUUUUAUAGUAGUGAUUUUAGGAACAGCCGAUGUCUGUGCUUUUUAACUAGUCUUCAAAUACGUUCUUGUCGACUUCAUUUUCGGAGUUUCAUAGAAAACCUAGGAAAAUUAAAGCAAGUAUACAAAACAAAAUGACAGCAAACCUACCUGGAAAGUACCGUGCAAAACCAGGCCAAGAUAGUUUUGUUUUUUAAAACUUUCAAGAUAAAUUGAGUCUACUGCUGAAUUAGGGUGAAAAUCUGCUGAAAAAUUUGCAAUUUUUAUCGUUGCUGUUUAGUUUGUUGCAGCAUUACCUGUAUCAUUCUGAUGUUUUUUCUACACUGCUCUUCAUGUUUCUCUUAACGUCUACGCGUCGCUUUAGCUACAAUUCUCCCAUUUUCCAUGCCUGCAAAUGAUCGUACAGGAAAGACCUUAUUCUAAGACAAGUACGACUACUAGCGUGAGGAAAAAGCGGACAUUUCGCGACGCCACCAACGGUUUCCCCGCGAAAUGACGUCUGAAAAACGAACGCAGAAUUAAUCUGUUUUUCAUUUCCACUGAUUACAUAGUUUAACUUUCUUCUUGACAGUUGCCUCAGCUUUUUUUUGUCAUAGCUUCUGUUUUGGGAGAGAAAAAACGCAGGGCCCUACUUCAUUGACUACCAUAUGGAGUACCUGAAAAGGAGUACCCGUAAAAAAAAUUGUUGGUCAAAUGAAAUACUUUAUGCAAGUUUCAGUAUUUGUUAGGACAGUUAUCAAUCUCGGAGAAUACAAAAGUAUAAACUAACAGAAGAAUAAAUCUGCUUCUAUUUUUUUCAAACAACUGGCUUUUACACUAAAAGGUUUUUCUGGCCGGAUAGUCUUCGAAUAAUUACUAUAUUCAUUGAAGUUUAACGGACUAUACUAUAAGCUACACGUAUGUAACCAGGCACUCCUCGUCUGAUAAUGACAAUAAAACUAUAACAAAAACGUUUUUAAGAGAUACUUGAUUAAAUUUAACCUUACAAUCGAUUACAAAAGGAAGAGGCAAUUAAAAUAGGAACUUUUCAAAAGAACACAAGCUUGCUAAAUAGUCCAUGACGUGCGCUUUCCUGCUGCUGCUUUCCUUGACUUCCUGGCCUGGGGCAUCCGUUUGAAGACAACGGGUAAUUUGAUCAAAGCCUUCCGUUUGAGGUGCUCAGCGGUUUGUGAACUGCAUCAAACUGUAACAAUCGGAGAGCUGGAAAGCUACAAUAAAGUAAAGUUAUGUACGUCUUAAUGUUUCAUCAUCUUGAUAAAGUUUUUAUUUGACCAAAAGUGAUUCAGUUGAGGGCCGUAAUCCAUUUUAGAUACUCCACGGAGUAGGGCUCCGCGUUUUGUCCUCUCCCUCCUCAUUCCGCUAUUUCCUUGAGAUUAUUUUUUCAAUGUCAAUCAAAUCUGUUUCAGUCCUACUUGUCAGACACUUGCCUACCCUUUGUCUCCCAUCUUUGCUCUAUAUUUCUCCCUCAGCCUAGUCCCUAGGCAUUUUAGGUUCGGUCCAUCCUCGGAGACCUAGGGGCAGAUAGUGGGGGCGAGGGAAAGUCUUCACGGGCGGAAAAAUACGAAGAAAAGUAAAGAACGGCGAGAAGAGCCCCUAGGGACAAUGUCUUACCAGACCAGUUCUAAACGGUCGCCGCCGUUCUGCCUUCUGACUGGUGCCAGAAAACGUUUGGAACUGGUCUGGUAAGACAUUGUCCCCAGGGGCUCUUCUCGCCGUUCCCGCUCAAAAGCGUCUAUCGUUCUCCGACAGAAUGCUUCGUCAUUCUGAAUCGGGGAAGUAUGUAGGCUGUUUAUAUAGAUUGUUCGCUAUUUAUCCAAAAUUUGGCCCCUUGGAUGCUUCUUUUCUUCAUCUUGAAUGGUUCAAGAACGAGAAUCUCUUGAAAAAAAAAAAGAAAAGAAAAAAAGGGAAUAUCGUUCAGUCCACUCCAUGUUUGAUCAUAUAUAUAACAGUAAACGUUAAAGCUUGGUUUUCUGCUGCACAAACCAUGUUUUGUUUACAGCGAGAUCUACGCAAUAAAGAUUAAUUCUAGUUAAGUUCGUCUACAUUAACCCUGCUUAACCGAGUUAGGAAAAGAAAUGAAGAGAACUUACAGAGAGCAAUAAAUCUUUACAGUACACGUUUCAAUAGAUCCAUGCAGAAGAAAGAAAUAUGUUUUUCGCGAAUUUAUUCCUUGAAAAUCGGAAUAAUAUUUAAUACAAACAAAAGAAAUGUGUUAGCUUUAUAAUAAGUCGAGAAUAUUAACAAAUUGUAGAAGAAUCGUAAUUGAAAAUAAUUUACUCACGUCUUGGACGAAACGGCAAACACUGUUUUUUGACGUCUCAGACAACACAAGCUAUGGCGGGAAUUUUCGUUCCAUGGCUACCGGAAGAAGUGCAAAGACGCAUUAUGAACGUCCGCGCGCCGUUGCGGACAUCCCCUGUAUAAGGUCCCUUUUGGUUAAUACAAGGUUGUACAGGAAGCUGGGUCUAAGUUAGUCCCCCAAAACAGUUCCGUAAUGCCAUUCGACAAAACACCGACCCUCAAAAUGGGCAAUUUAAUACCUAACUUUUCACUUGCUUGCAUAUCCUCUCUUGACACUUGCCCAUUUAUGACAUUUAUUGUCUUCUCUUGCAGGGUGAUGCCUUGAUUAACGUCUGCAUUUAUGAUACUAACGAUCGGUUCUUGGUGACUACUGUAGGUUGAUAAUAGUAAAAAAGGCACACAAACAACUAAACAAAGAAACAAACAACCAAAAGAAAAUGCAUUUUCACCGUUUAUAUGGAUGUUUGAACUAGUGGACUGCCCAAUUCGCAAAUGUUACUCACAAUCUUAUGGGAGAACGCGCACCCUGUAAAAACAACAACAGCAACAACAAUAACAACAACUUUAAUUUACAUAAUUACUACUUUUUAAGUCUCAGUUCAACUCAGUUUAAGUACAGUAGACGUUCUCUAUGUGACUUUCGUAGAUAGUAUUUUAACUAGAGAGACCUAUUAAGUUGUCAAAAUCGUGUUAUUUUUUCUUCUUAAGGUGGCUGAACACAGUUUAGGCAGUUUGUGAGUAUAUGUCAUUUGUCAAAUCAUGGCAAGAAAAAGGUUGCAGCUCACAAGCUGAAACUUGACAGUUGAAAAAUACACUGAUAAAAGAUUUUCAUUGACAGGUAAAAUUUGACGUUUUCGCAGUUUCCAUCGCAACAUGAACGACUGAAUACAACCUUAAAUUUUCACUUUUGCUCGGUUUAUAUAGAAUUCGCUCAUUAGAUUUUCCUAUAAACUUACACACAGCUUAUUAUAAUUAAUCAUUACCAUUUGAAACUUAUUUGACCAAAUUUUAACAGACGAGUUUUUAGAUAAUCAAUAAUAUAAUGGUACUGUAAUUAUUAAAUGCGUCACAAAAUUCGUCUUUCAACUUCCAUUUUAAAGUUCUUAUUAUUUAAACUACGAUAAAAGUAAAACUUCUGCCAAAUAUCACAAAAUUUUAAUGAGGAGAUUUUGUGAAAUCGUAUUCUGUGUACCAUUGCUUUUUCGCCGCCAUGUUUGUUUGUCUAAUUUAAAACACUCGCCGUCACGGGAGGUGCCGCUGACCGCUCGCAAAACUGCAUGUUUAUCACUUCCUUAUUUAACAUGUAACAUAAAGUAUAGUUAUAAAUCCGGAAUACUACUGCUGGUAAUCGCAAAAUGUUCGUUACCCCAAUGUGCGUUUGUAGCUUAUGAAUUAAUUACAGGUCUUAACAGACGUAGUACUAGGCGUAUAAUUCUCGCUUUUAAAUAUAUAUUGUUGGUUUUCACAUGACGUCACUAAAAUUCAAACUAAUGUACAAAACUAUCGAUCGUACUGAGAUUUUACUUUCAUGGUGUAUUAGACCAGCUGAAAACUGAUUUUCAAACAAAUUUUCGCAUUAAAAGGUUUCUUGGUUUUGUAAUAGAGUGCGCUUGAAUUGCUAAGCUUUUGCGUGACGCAACAUUUACAUGACGGCCGAGAGAACUGUCAUUUAGGUUAAAAAAGUGACUUUUUCUGAAGAAUUUUGCUAUCUAAUCAAUUCAAGUAUUAAAAAAAUUAUUACUUUUAUGAGUUCCUCUAGGAGUAAAUUCACACUUUUGUAGCAAAACUCGGUAACAGAUGUUUCCGUUAGUUUCCGUCCGCCAUGUUGGAGCUCAUCCGGAUGAGCUCCAGCAUGGUGUCUCCAUACAAAUGUCUAUAAAUUUGGGUAAAACAUUUCCUCGGAUAUCUCGCAUGCGAAUUAUUCCUUCGACCCAAAUCUUUGCGAGGGUCUUUGUAUAUUUACGUCCUUUCAUUUCCCAGAUUCUGGACUUUAUCUGUCGAAUGGUUUUGACUUUUAUUUUGAUCUAUUUUGAAUGGCGUGACACUGAAAACCAGCAAUAUUAAUUGAAGCCACCUUAUUCGUUUCGAACGGAAACUGAACGGGGCGUAAAUCAUUUAUUCUCUUUAUACUGUUUAAUAGGUUCUUUUUGGUUCUUUGUUUUCUCCCUUUUUUUAGGGAGGGCCUUCCACUUAUGAAGAAAUGUGCUUAACGUUUGCUUUCUAUUACCCCAAAGUCGCUUUGUCAAGAUGCACUUCAAGUGAAUGGCCAGCGGUCGUCAACUGGGCUGGAAAAGUUGGUCUCAGGUAUGCAUAAACAGUGACAGGAGUCGUGCCAACUAACAAAAACUAGAUACCUUAUACUUGCAAAUUAUGGUAGAGUUCUGCAAGGGCAUUAAAACCUGAUGGACAAGUCUCGACUAGUUUCUAUCUGUAUACUGCAGGUCAAAAUUAUAUUCAGGUUAAUAUCCAACCAUCCCCCAAAGAGGAGGUUAAUAGUGGUGGUAAUGUAUACCGAUACGCGAAGCGCCAAGAUAUAUAUCCACCACUAUUCACCGACCCUGAGGGGGAUAAUUGUUUUAGUAUUAACCAAAUCAGGUGUAUAAAAAUGAAAAAAAGUAACUUUUUGUUAAUUAAAAUCGUCACUUAGUAGGAACUUUGUUUACAAUUUACAAACAUUUCGGGGACUUUUGUUAAGUGAAUUUUUUUUCCACGGCUUUAUUGGGUACUCCUCUUGUAAUAUACAAUAUAAAUUUAUAAUACAACACAAAAAAAAAAGGAAAAGAAAAGAAGCAAAACCCAAAAGGGGUAGGUGCAACGGGACUAACGCCCCAUGCGAGGCACCGCCCCUUUACGAUUUUGUUGCAAAUUCAGCAUGAAAAUAAUUUUCUACCGACCGGUAAACAUCGACAAGCCAACUUCGUCGCUUUCUUGACACUUGUUUGUACUACUGCUUCAGUUUUCGCUCAAAUUUCGUCUUCCGAAAACGUCUUGAAACGUGACGCCAUCUUGGCUCCGGUCGCCAAGGGUAUUCCGAGUUACAGCAGCCAAUCUGAAAACGCGCGAAAAUUGCUAUUCACUGAUUUGGUAAAUACUAAAAUCUUUUAACCUAUAGGUUGAUUUUAAAUUUACUUUGUCUCCUAGCCCUAAAUAUUUCUUGAAUAAUUAGGGCUAGGGGACAAAGGAAAUAGAGAAUCAAGUAGGUUUAAAAAAAUUACUUUUUACCUGAAUUUAAUUUUGAGCUGUAACAUAACCUAUAAACAUUUUUACUUAGUUGCCAUAAGACGUAAAAAUAACCACAUUUUUACAGGGUUUUAAAGGAAACAUUCACUCGGAAAAUCGGAAUGUUGAAGUUGCCAAUUUAUUCCGGCUUUUCUCAAAAAAUAAAACAAUCUUGUGAAAAUUUUUUUGAAUGUUGUAAUCAGAUCAUAUAAUUUCAAAUGAUGGCAGACUGGAAAUCUAAAAUUCAUUAUUUGCAGCUUGACUCAUAAAAAUGUCCCACAACACCACACAAUUAACAGUCAAAUAAGACAUAAAAUAUUUGUUUUGAACACCUCAUCGAUCGAUAUAUAGGAGACCGGAAGAAAAUUAGUUUUGUGUUUAAAUCACUGAACUGUGACUAUUGCCGAUUGCAACUUUUCCCUCUUUGAUCCUUUAUUGUAAGCCCAAGAUUGUAACUAAAGAAUCUUUUUUUGAAACAUUUAAAGACUCUCUUACGGUACUUUUGCUUGUAAAAAUAGAGAACCUUCUUGAAUUCCGAUCGGACGGACAAAUUUGUAGGUAAACACGCUCAACACCUCAGCUUGAAAUUUGAUCUUUCAAGGCACCAUCCCAACAACAGCAUUUCCUUAAUGAAACAGUCAAUUUGAGUUUUAAAACACUUGUUAAUGAUCACUUAUAUAUAACCAAAUUCGUGUAUCGUGCUGCGUGUUUUGCAAAACUUCAAAGAGAUUUUAGGUUUUUCUUUUCCAUCAAUUUUCUGAAUGGGAACUGGGUUUAUGCAAAUAGCGCUUUCCUACAAGAUGGGAAAAACAGAUCCGAAAUCCAACAUGAUCCAAGAGAAUUGCCAUGAAGAGAGGUAUGGAAGAUAGCUGGAUGGAGGAUAGUAGGCAUGCCUUUCUCUUACAAGUGAGGGAAACAUUCGUAGGAUUAAAAGAAUCACCGAAUCAAACCAGUCGAUUGAGUAUCCCCGGAAAUUGCAUUGUUUUACUUUGGGUUUUGACCUAUUGUUUGAUCUCAACGGUGUAUAAGCAUAAAUACUUGAGAGAUAUUAAAUUAUUACUUGCAGUCGGGUUUGCUCGUUUCGAAAGUUUUUCAAGUGAGAUCUGGCUGGCCAGACCAGUCCAGUCAUCAGGAGAAUUCCACUAUCAAUCAGGACUAUCCAGCCAGAUCAGCUUAUUCAAAAACAUGAUCUGACUUUUGGAAAGUGUCCUAGCAAGCAUCUUAAGCGGGCGAACCUAGGAAGGUGAGUGUUGUUGUGAUUUGAGCUUCACCACCAUUCAGAUUGACGGAACCGCAGACUUUAACCUAAAAUCCCUUUGAAGUUUCCAAAUCGUGCAGCGCGAUACAACGAAUUGGGCUUUAGUUUAUGCUUCAAAUUUGUAUCACUGUUUGCCUUCUUUAUCACAGAAAUUUAAAUGAAACGCGAGAACCAGGUUUUUGGACAGAUAACGUCAACGAAGGAUUGGUCAAAGCUUACAAAGAUAAUGCCGAAGUCAACAGUUUUUGUGCAAGCCGCGGCAACCCAGGGGUAUAUUAGACAGUUAUUAGUUGUUAUUAAGGAAAAAGAAACAAGAUAGCCUUAAAAUUGUCAAUUAUGAAGCCUAUGGAGCACAGAGCGACUUGAGCCAAAUUCUCGUCUCUUUACCUGUCUAGCAUACGUAAUUGAAUCAAAGUAAUUUUUCGCACUGGCCUUCAUUUAUCAGAACGUUACAAAACCACCACAAGAACGGCAGUGAAAAGUAGUUGAUAAUCAAGGGAAUGCUUGGGAGGGCAUGGAAGAGAAUUAUUGUUAAGUUGAUCUGCUAAAUACUACUGAUCAAUUUUCAUCGCUUUUUUUAGGAGAAUGUUCGCAAACCCAAGCCUUUGAUCAGGACACCUUACAAACCGGAAUCCAGCUGCAGACUUACAGAAUCCGUUGGCAGCAAAGCUGUAGUUCCUUCUCACCUUGGACUGCUUGUUACAGCCGUAACUCUAAUUGCUGUCUCAGUCUGA